This is a messenger RNA of Rhodamnia argentea, 3399 nucleotides long. Its product is annotated as protein unc-13 homolog. The transcript has 5 exons. Lineage: Eukaryota; Viridiplantae; Streptophyta; Magnoliopsida; Myrtales; Myrtaceae. Bases 126 to 3191 code for a protein of 1021 amino acids. The record is from RefSeq and is a predicted model, not a curated record.
GUCAUAACUAACAAAACAAGCUCAAGCCAGAUGCCUCUCUAACCGUCUCUCUCCCUCUCUUCAAGAGCAUGCCUGCUAACUUUUGUCACUCUCCCCAGCCGGAUCUCUAAUCACGCCAUCGCGACAUGGCCCACACCGCCAUCUGCCGGGAGUCCUUGUCCGGGCCCCUCUCCUCAUGCUCGGCUGCCGUGGACCUCGAGUGGCCCUUUGGGAAGCUCGAUGGCCUAGACCAAGACGACAUCCGCGAGACCGCCUAUGAGAUCUUCUUCACGUCUUGCCGUUCUUCGCCUGGAUUUGGGGGCCGCACUGCCAUAGCUUAUUACUCCUCGUCGCAGACAUCCGACAAUGCAGAGGGAGGUUCGCCGGUGGCCGGAGGCCAGGGCAGGGCCAACGGGGUGGGGAUGGCGCCAAAUAGUAGGGUGAAGAGGGCUCUAGGGUUGAAGAUGAUCAAGCGGUCACAGUCGAAGAGGAUGGUAUCUGGUUGGGCGACCAUCGGUGGGAUCUCCGCGCCAUCUUCCCCGAACCGACACAGCACGGGGCCCAAGUUUUUGAGCCCUGGGGUGGCGCAGACCGUUCCACCUUCAAGGGCAAGACGGCCACUCACGUCGGCCGAGAUCAUGAGGCAACAGAUGAGGGUGACGGAGCAGAGUGAUAAUAGGCUCAGGAAAACGCUUAUGAGGACCCUUGUAGGCCAAAUGGGAAGACGAGCAGAGACGAUAAUCCUUCCAUUGGAGCUUCUCCGGCACAUAAAGCCGUCCGAGUUCGGCGACUCGCACGAGUACCACAUUUGGCAGAAGCGCCAGCUCAAGGUCCUCGAGGCCGGUCUCCUCCUCCACCCCUCUAUCCCGCUCGAGAAGUCCAACACUUUCGCCGCGCGCCUCCGGGACGUCAUCCUCUCUGGUGACUCGAAGCCCGUCGACUUUGGUAAGAACACGGACGUUAUGAGGACCCUAUGCAAUUCGGUUGUCUCUUUGUCUUGGCGAAGCCCGAGUGGGACUCCAACCGACAUCUGCCACUGGGCCGACGGGUACCCGCUCAACGUCCAUCUGUACAUCACUCUCCUGCAGUCGAUCUUCGAUGUGAGGGACGAGACGUUGGUCCUGGACGAGGUCGAUGAACUUCUAGAGCUCAUGAAGAAGACAUGGUCCACAUUGGGCAUCAAUAGGUCUAUCCACAAUGUGUGCUUCACUUGGGUGCUUUUCCAACAGUAUGUGGCAACGUCGGAGAUGGAGCCAGACCUCCUCUGCGCUUCGCACGCCAUGCUUGUGGAAGUAUCGAGAGAUGCCAAGAAGCCGGAUCGAGACGCCAUAUUUGUGAGGAUCUUGUCGUCGGUGUUGUCGUCGAUGCGGGAGUGGUCGGAGAAACGGUUGCAUCACUACCAGGACUACUUUUCGAGGGGGAUGGUGGGCUUGAUCGAGAACAUCCUCCCUCUGGCCUUGACGGCCUCGGCCAUUUGCAGCGAGGAUGCCAUGCUACCGGUCACGGCUGCAGGCCAUGAGAAGAGCGACUCUGUCCUGGACUCGACCGGUGAUCGCGUGGACGACUACAUAAGGUCCUCUUUGAAGAAUGAAUUCACAAAGAUGAUCAAAACCAGUAGUUUCAAUCAAGCAAUGGAUGCGAAACAAGAGGCGGUGGAAGCUCUCCUCAGCCUAGCGAAGGAGACGGAGGAUUUGGCCUUGAGAGAGAGGGAAUACUUCAGCCCCAUCAUGAAGAAAUGGCAUCCGUUCGCGGCCGGGGUCGCGGCGGUGGUGCUACACAAUUGCUACGGGGCUGUGUUGAAGCGGUACAUGGCUAGUUCGCCGAAGCUCAGCAGCGAAACCGUGAGCGUGCUUCAGAGAGCUGGGAAGCUAGAGAAUUUCCUGGUGCAGAUGGUGGUUGAGGACUCCACCGAGUGCGAGGACGGCGGCAAGUCCCUCGUCCGAGAAAUGGCUCCGUACGAAGUCGAGUCCAUCAUCUUGAAGCUUUUGAAGCAAUGGAUCGAUGAGAAGCUCAGGAAAGGGAAAGAAUGCCUCCGGCAAGCCAAAGAAACCGAAACAUGGAACCCGAAGUCUAAGACUGAGCCGUACGCGCAAUCCGCCGUGGAGCUAAUGAGACUGAUAAAGGAAACCGUGGACGAGUUCUUCGACAUCCCGAUCGGAAUCACCGAGGACUUGAUCCAAGAUCUCGCCGACGGUCUAGGCCACCUGUUUCAGGAUUACAUUUCCUUUGCUGCAUCAUGUGGAUCAAAGCAGAGUUACAUUCCCUCACUCCCUCCUCUAACAAGAUGUCACAGAGCCUCCCAGUUUGUCAAGAUUUGGAGGAAUGUCACUCCUUGCAGCGUCGGAGUGGAAGACGGGCAUGGAAUUGGGUCCAACGACGGCCACAACCCGAGGCCGUCGACGAGCCGCGGCACGCAGCGCCUCUACAUCCGCCUCAACAGCUUGCACUACCUCCUCACCCACCUCCACUCCCUCAACAAGACCCUCACCCUCUCGCCCCGGGUCUCCCCGUCCCGGAACCGCUUCACAAACCGGCGGCAACAGGGCAAGACCUCGUCCUACUUCGACAUUGCCCGGGGUUCGAUCCAGGCGGCCUGCCAGCACGUCUCCGAGGUCGCCGCGUACCGCCUCAUCUUCCUCGACUCGAACAACGUCUUCUACGAGAACCUUUACGCGGGCGACGUCGCCAAUGCCCGCAUUAGGCCCGUCUUGAGGACCCUCAAGCAGAACCUGACUCUACUGUGCGCGAUCCUCACGGACUGCGCUCAGCCGCUCGCAGUCAAGGAGAUCAUGAAGGCCGCCUUCGAGGCCUACCUCAUGGUGCUCCUGGCCGGGGGCAACUCGCGGGUCUUCUACCGAGGGGACCACAAGAUGAUCGACGAGGACUUGGCGGGCCUGAAGCGGGCCUUCGCCUCGUGCGGCGAGGGGCUCAUAGCCGAGGAUGUGGUCGACCGCGAGGCCGAGGUGGUGGAGGGGGUGGUUGCGCUGCUGGGGCAGGCGACGGAGCAGCUGAUCGAGGACUUCAGCAUCUUGACGUGCGAGACAAGCGGGAUCGGGGUGAUGGGCGCGGGGCAGAAGCUGCCGAUGCCGACGACGACGAGGAGGUGGCACCGGUCGGACCCGAACACGAUCUUGAGGGUGUUGUGCCACAGGAACGACAGGGCCGCGAAUCAUUUCCUCAAGAAAUCGUUCCGGAUGGCCAAGAGGAGAUAGAAUGGUGCAAUUUGCAUAUCUCUUUAUCAGAUGUAUGUACUGGAGAGAGAAAAAAAAAACAAAGGUGGACAAAUUGAGAAAUUAAUGUCACAAUUAUAUGAUCUUGGUCUACCUCAUUAAGUGAGAAAAAAAAAUUAAAACGCAUCGUGUGUAACUUUAAAUUUGCUAUUCACAAUCCAUGACACGAUGGAGGAGAUUUGCUUAUUAA